Iphiclides podalirius (scarce swallowtail) is the source of this 2007-nucleotide messenger RNA. Lineage: Eukaryota; Metazoa; Arthropoda; Insecta; Lepidoptera; Papilionidae. The record is from the annotation of a GenBank genome assembly.
AUGUCAUGUCUAUCAUUAUGCAGUAAAAAAAGGAAGACACCUGAAGAAAAGGCAGUGGAAAAUUUAGGAAGACGUGUCAUACGGUAUUCACCCAAAGCUGGGACAGAGGUGGUGGGGAUAUGGAGGAACAUGACAGUGCUGGAUAUAGCCAAUGUUCUAAAAAAGGAUGUUGACCAUGUAUUCCAAGCCCUGGAGUUUGCCGACAAAAAUUCAGAUACAGUUUACAAGCAAGACACAGUCAUACAUAAUCCGCAAAUCAUCAGAGAUGUUAUCAAAAUAUUGGGAUGUCGGUUCAAGCUUGUCGCGCCACCUGAUAAAGUUAUAGAGGAGGAGGAGAACAGGGACGCGGUGCCAGCGCCCCCUUCGCCGGAGUCGGCGCUGCGGCCGCGGCCGCCGGUCGUUUGCGUGAUGGGCCACGUGGACCACGGGAAGACCACGCUCCUGGACGCCCUGCGGAACACCUCCGUGGUGGACCAGGAGUUUGGGGGCAUCACGCAGCACAUUGGCGCUUUUGAGGUGAGGCUGCCGUCCGGCGAGACGGUGACCUUCCUGGACACGCCCGGGCACGCGGCGUUCAGCGCGAUGCGCGCCCGCGGCGCCAGCGCCACCGACAUCGUGGUGCUGGUGGUGGCCGCGGACGACGGCGUCAUGCAGCAGACGCUCGAGUCCGUGCGGAUGGCCAGGGAGGCGGACGUUCCGAUCCUGGUGGCCGUCAACAAAAUCGACAAGCCAGGUGUGAACAUUGAGCGCACGCUGCGCUCGCUCGCGCAGCACGGCGUGGUGUGCGAGUCGCUCGGCGGCGAGGUGCAGGCGGUGGCGGUGUCCGCGCUGCGCCGCCUGCACCUGGACUCGCUGCUGGAGGCGCUCAGCCUGCAGGCGCAGAUGAUGAGGCUGCGCGCCGACCCGGCCGGCCGCGUGGAGGGGGUGGUGCUCGAGGCGCAGGUGCACCCGCACCUGGGGAAACAAGCAACUGUGUUAGUGCAAAGGGGCACUCUGCGUAAAGGCUGUGUGCUGGUCGCCGGUACAGGCUGGGCGAAAGUCCGCGUGCUGCAAACGGCCGAGGGCCGCAGCGUGCCGGAGGCGCCCCCCUCGCGGCCCGUGGCGGUGCUGGGCUGGCGCGAGCUGCCCGCCGCCGGAGACCUGCUGCUGGAAGUCAGCUCGGAGAGGCGGGCGAACGAGGUGAUGAGGUGGCGGCACGCGCAGCGGAUGAAGGAGAAGCAGCAGGAGGACCUGGAAGCGAUCAAGGAGAAGGAAGCCCAGCACCAGACGCAGUACAAGGCGGCCCUGGCGCGGAGGAGGGCCCUGGGCAGGAUGCGAAUCCGGCCCGAAGGACCAAGGGCCAAGAUGAUCCAGCACGACGACCACCCCACCCUCAGCGUGCUGCUCAAAGGCGACGUGGACGGCUCCGUGGAGGCGAUCCUGGACAUCCUGGAGACAUACGACGAGCACGAGAGGGUGCGCCUGGAUCUGGUGCAUUUCGGGGUCGGCCAGGUGACUCCCAACGAUCUGGAGAUCGCGCAAGCUUUCAACGCGGCGAUCUACGCGUUCAACGUCGAGUGCCCGCCCUCGGUGGCCGCGGAGGCGAAGGACGCUGGCGUGCCCAUCAAGAAGCACAACGUCAUCUACCAGCUGGUCGACGACGUCAAAGAGGAGAUCAGCGCCAGGAUACCCAAGCGGCAGGUGGAGGAGCUCGUCGGCGAGGCGAACGUGCUGCAGCAGUUCCUCGUGUCCGAGGGCCGGCGGAAGGUGCCGGUGGCGGGGUGCAGGUGCGUGCGCGGCGCUCUGGCGCGAGCUGCUCUGUACCGCGUGCUGCGCGGCGGCGAGGUGCUGUUCGAAGGCAAGCUGGCCUCCAUGAAGCAUCUGAAAGAGGAGGUGAACACGAUCAAAAGGGACAUGGAGUGCGGCCUCCGCUUCGACGACCCAACGUUCGAGGUGCAGCCAGGGGACACGGUGGUCUGCUACAAGCUGGUGGACGCCAACGACCAGACCAGUUGGGACCCGGGGUUC